Ostreococcus lucimarinus CCE9901 is the source of this 816-nucleotide messenger RNA. RefSeq lists its product with no specific name. Gene Ontology annotation, cellular component: post-mRNA release spliceosomal complex; post-spliceosomal complex; Prp19 complex. Bases 1 to 816 code for a protein of 271 amino acids. Lineage: Eukaryota; Viridiplantae; Chlorophyta; Mamiellophyceae; Mamiellales; Bathycoccaceae. The transcript has 2 exons. Gene Ontology annotation, biological process: mRNA 3'-splice site recognition; generation of catalytic spliceosome for second transesterification step. The record is from RefSeq and is a predicted model, not a curated record.
AUGGCGCGGAAUCAAGAGAAGGCGAAUGGGAUGUUUAACAAGUGGACGAGCGGGAAACAAGACGCGCUGCGCGGAUCGGUGUCGCGCUCGCGGCCGUUUCACACGCACGCGGCGAAAGACCUGAACGAGGCGGAUCGGUGGCGGAGCGACGUGCUGCGCGACGUCGGAAGAAAAGUGAUGGAGAUUCAGAACGCUGGUUUAGGGGAACAUAAGAUUCGAGACUUGAACGAUGAGAUAAAUCAGUUGUUGAAGGAGAAGUGGCAGUGGGAGAUGCGAAUCAUCGAGCUCGGGGGGCCGAAUUACAUCGCGUCGGCGCCGAAGGUGGAGGACGCCGACGGCGGCGCGGUGCAACCGCCGGGGACGGCGGGCGAUAGGAAGGCGUACAAAUACUUCGGUGCGGCGAAGAAUUUACCGGGAGUGAAGGAAUUGUUCGAGGCGCCCGUGACGAAGGCGGUGCGUCGAACGCGACACCAGAUGAACCUACACAUCGAUAGCGGAUAUUACGGCUUCCGGGACGAGGAGGACGGCGUGUUGCUCAAAGACGAAGCUGAAGCCGAGCAGCAGCUGCAAGCGGCGGCGAUCGAGCAGUACGAGACGGAACAAAAACUACGUGAGCUCGAAGGCGGCGGUGGUACGCGCAAAAAGGCGAGCACCGUCGCGGACGCGGGCCGACAAUUCGUCGCGCACGUGCCGCUCGUGGACGAGGCCGAUAUCGAGCGAGAAGUGCUGAACCGCAAAAAGCAGGAACUGUUGGCCAAGUACGUCAGCGAGGAUCUUCAGGCGCAGGAGGCGAGCGCAAAGACGAUGCUGCAUUGA